AUGGGACAGCUGAUCACCAAGUUGAUGGGCAUCUUUGGGAACCAGGAGCACAAGGUUAUCAUCGUGGGACUGGACAGUGCAGGAAAGGCCACCGUUCUCUACCAGUUCUCUUGUACCCUCUCCUACCACCCCAACCUGACAAAUGAGGUGGUCCACACCUGUCCCACCAUCGGUAGCAACGUGGAGGAGAUCGUUCUGCGGAAGACCCACUUUCUAAUGUGGAACACAGGAGGGCAGGAGGCUCUGCGCUCCACCUGGAACACUGAGUUCACCAUCCUUGUGACCGACAGCACAGACCAGGACCGGCUGCUGACCAGGGAGCAGCUGUAUAAGAUGCUGGCCCAUGAGGCUCUUUGAGAUGCUUCAGUCCUGAUCUUUGCCAACAAGCAGGACAGGAAGGACUCCAUGAGCAUUGUGGAGAUCUCCCAAUUUCUUACUCUCAGUGCCAUCAAAGACCCCCUGUGGCACAUACAAAGCUGCUGUGCCCUCACUGGGGAAGGGCUGCCCGCCGGGCUCCAGUGGAUGCAAUCUCGGGCCACGGCUAACUGA
Galeopterus variegatus (Sunda flying lemur) is the source of this 549-nucleotide messenger RNA. It is a transcript of the gene ARL5C, whose product is annotated as ADP-ribosylation factor-like 5C. NCBI's taxonomy places the organism in Eukaryota, Metazoa, Chordata, Mammalia, Dermoptera, Cynocephalidae. Gene Ontology annotation, biological process: vesicle-mediated transport; protein localization to Golgi membrane; intracellular protein transport. The record is from RefSeq and is a predicted model, not a curated record. Gene Ontology annotation, molecular function: GTPase activity; GTP binding. Gene Ontology annotation, cellular component: trans-Golgi network; cytoplasm.